Molecule: messenger RNA, 799 nt
Organism: Suillus subaureus
Lineage: Eukaryota; Fungi; Basidiomycota; Agaricomycetes; Boletales; Suillaceae
Exons: 1
Coding region: 349-660 (103 amino acids)
Source: RefSeq, a predicted model, not a curated record
UUUUGCGGUUCUCCAUUUCCUCACCUAUGCUGAGUGGUGGAACAAGCCUCUCGAUGUGCAAUGUCCACAUCCAGUGUACUGGAAGUCAACUUCGGGGCUAGAAAAUCACAUUGAUGAGUAUGUGUGCACCUCAACAAUUAUUUUGCUGCUGAUUAUGUCUGCCUUGGCGUCCCUGGAAGCGACCAAGUCAUUAGAUGGGGGAUCUUGUCUCCGGUCUUCGGCCCAAUUGAAGAACUGUUAGGCUCGUCUAAAGUUCCCACCUCUCGAAAGUUCCGAGUUUCAACAUUUGAUGGCAGCAUCAAAUUCGAAUAUUUGGACAAGAUCGUUCUUUGCCUUGCUGCAUUGCUUAUGGCAUCCAUAUUUUGCGGCAUCCGUUGUAUAACUUGGUUUUUUGCCUUCCCACCAUACCAGGAACGGGUGCUAUGGCGCAUGAGUGCCGUCGUUAUAACUUUCACACCCUGGUGCGGUUUCCUCACCUCAUUGCUCUUUGGCGUCCUGUAUACGCCAAAUGAGGUGGAUAUCUCGGUCUACGCAUUGCAUGCUCUGUUGUACAUCACAGCUCGUGCCGUCCUCUUGGUACUUAUGUUCGCCACUUUAUGCAAUCUUCCUCCUGACGUAUACAAGGCGGUGUUGUGGACUGGUUUGGUGCCGCACUUAUAGUUCCUGAUCGUGGCACUUGAAGUUGUGAUACGCCGCAUACUUUGUAAUUAUAUUCAGAUCCGGCAUUCUUGUGGUUGACGAUGUACAUAAAUAAUUCAAUCGCUAUGAAUGACGCGAUCACAUGACCUGGAGGUGCGGC